This is a messenger RNA of Pongo pygmaeus (Bornean orangutan), 5687 nucleotides long. RefSeq names its product trans-golgi network vesicle protein 23 homolog C (gene TVP23C). The coding region runs from base 4108 to 4533 and encodes 141 amino acids. Gene Ontology annotation, biological process: protein secretion; vesicle-mediated transport. The transcript is spliced from 7 exons. The record is from RefSeq and is a predicted model, not a curated record. NCBI's taxonomy places the organism in Eukaryota, Metazoa, Chordata, Mammalia, Primates, Hominidae. Gene Ontology annotation, cellular component: Golgi membrane.
CAUUCUAGUCAGUCUUUCUUCCCCUCUCCCAACCAUACUGGAACUGCUUUUACUGAGUUCCCCGAUGACCUGUUAAAAAUACAGUGGUCAUGGCUGGGCGCAGGGCUCAUGGCUGUAAUCCCAGCACUUUGGGAGGCCAUGGUGGGUGGAUCAUGAGGUCAAGAGAUCGAGACCAUCCUGGCCAACAUGGUGAAACCCUGUCUCUACUAAAAAUACAAAAAUUAGCUGGGGGUGGUGGCAUGUGCCUGUAGUCUCAGCUACUCGGGAGGCUGAGGGCUGACGCAGGGGAAUCGCUUGAACCCGGGAGGUGGAAGUUGCAGUGAGCCAAGAUCACUCCAUUGCACUCCAGCCUGGCGACAGAGACUCCAUCUCAAAAAAAAAGAAAAAAAAUACAGUGGUCUCUUUUUGGUUUUUAUCUUACUUGUGAGCAGCAUUUGACACAGAUGAUGGAUCCUCCUCUUGGAGACACUUUGUUUGGUUUCCAGGACACUGCCCCCUCCUGGCUCACCUCAUGUUCUUUGGUACUUCUUUUUCAGUCCCCACAGCCUAUUCCUUCUUAUCUUUGUGAUCUCUAAUUAUUGGAAUGCCAGGAGUCUGUCUUAGCCAUCUUUAUCUUUUUAGUUGUUCAGGACAAAAACUUUGGAAUCUUUCUUGAUUCCUUUUAUUUACCCUUCCUCCACCUCCCCAGUCAGUCCAUCAGCAAAUCCUGUCAGCUUUUCCUUAAAAUGUAUUUGGAAUCUAUUUUUCAUCACCUCCACUGCAUCCACCCUAGACCAAGCCGUUACUUCUUGGCCUCGUGAUUAAAGUAGUUUCCUAACCAGUCUCCUAGCUUCGUGCUUUUGUCCCUCCUUCCUCCCCCCUCCCCCUCCAGAUUUUUACUACAGUAGCCAGAAUUUUCUUUUUAACAGGUGAGUCAGAACAUGCAGUCUUACACUUCACUCCAAUGGAUCUCCCUUUCAAUGCUUUUUGGUUUUAAAAAUACUAGCAUCUUAAAAUGUCCAAAAUCAAACUGCUGAUUUUGCCCUGAAAUCUUUUGUGUCCAUGGUCUUCCCCAUCUUAGUAAAUGUAACUCCAGGAGUGCAGAGCUAUUUGUCUUUUUUUUUUUUUUAAAUCUGUACCACUUACAGCAGUACCUGGCACUUGGUAGGCACUCAGUAUUUACUGAAUAAAUGAGAAGAAACCAGUCUUUCAGAGAGCAGGGUAAGAGAAGAGUGUUCUAGGUAGUAUGAACCAUAAGUGCAAAAGAACCUGAUGGGGCCCAAGUUUGGCAUGUUUAAGGAACUGAAAAGAAGGCCAGCUUGGGCAUGGUGGCUCAUGCCUCUAAUCGUAGCACUUUGGGAGGCUAAGGCAGGAGAAUUGCUUGAGCCCGGGAGUUUGAGACUAGCUUGGGCAACAUAGCGAGACCCCAUUUCUGCAAGAAAUUAAAAUAUUAGGUAUGGUGGCUUGCAGUACUCAGGAGGCUGAGAUGUAGAGCCUGCAGUAGUGACCCCUGAUUGCUCCACUGCACUCCACCCUGGGCGAGAGCCAGACCCUCUGUCAAAAAACAAAAAAGUCCAGUCUGGCAGGAGCUUAGGUACUGUAUAAAUUUCCUAUUGCUACUGCAGCAGCAAAGUCAUAUGUACUGCUGUAAAGUUCUGGUGGUCAGAAGUGCAGAAUGAGGCUCAAGGGGUUAAACAUCAAGGUGUGGGCAGGGGUUCUGGAGAAUCAGUUUCCUUGCCUGAUUCAGCUUCUAAACACCUGGGAUCCCUUCCCCAUCUUAAUGCCAUCAGCACAGCGUGUUCAAAUCUCUGUCUCUCAUCUCUACUUUGCUUGUUUCAUCACUGUCUCUCACUGACCCUCCUUUGUUUCUCUUGUAAGGACCAUUGUGAUCACGUCAUCUGGCCAGCCUGGAUAAUCCAGGGUGAUCUCUUGACCUCAAGAUCCUUAACUUAAUUUCAUCUGUGAAAUUCUUUUUGCCAAGUAAAUUUACAUAUUCACAGGUUCCAGGGGUUAGAACCUAAACAUUUUUGGCAGGGGUGAGGAGGUAUUCAGCCUACCACAGUUAAUGAAGAGUGAGUGGCCUGAGAUAAGGUCUUAGAGAUUGGUAGGGACCAGAUCAUGAUAGGUCAUGAUAGGGAGUCUGUUUUUCAGUCAUAGUGCUGAGGGGUUUCAGUAGGGGAAUGAUACGAUUUGAUGUGAAAAAGUCUCCCUGGCUGCUGGAUGGCGAUUAGACUGUUGGGAUGGAGAGCAGAAGGCCUCAGCUUUUUAUUCAUAACAUCAUACGGUGGAUCUCAGUCUUGCUCUAUGUUAUGAUCACACCUCAAAGCAAUUAUAUCUGAACCACUGAGGGCUGGAUCCAAGUAUCAGCCUUUUUUGUUUGUUUGUUUUUUAAGAAAAAGAGCAUUCUAGUUGUAGCCAAGGUUGAGAACCACUAGUCUCAUAGAUCUGAAUCCAUUUUACCUUUUCAGCCUUAGCUCAAUAGGAGCUUCUCGCAUCCGUCACUUACUGCAUGAGCUAUUUGGCCAUUUCUUAGACAAACUUCCUGUAUUCCCACCUGUGCCUUUCAAAAUAUACCUAGUCUAGGGAGGCCUACGCGGACUGUCAGGGCCCAGCUGGCAAACUCUCCUCCAGAAAGCUUCUCCAGUGCCCUGUAGUAGGAAUGAUUUGCUUCCUUCCCUGGCUCCCAUUUGCACUUAGAUUUCUCAGCCCUGAUCACAGUCAGCUGUAUAUUAUAGCCUCCUUUGCUUAUUUACUCGUGCCUUCAACAAAUAUUGUACCACUUGGCUGAAUGCUCUGCUAGACACUAGGAUUUACUACCAUGCAGACAGUCCUGGUUGGGCGUGGUGGCUCACACCUAUAAUCCCAGCACUUUGGGAGGGUGAGGUGGGCGGAUCGCUUGAGUUCAGGAGUUUGAAACCAGCCUGGCCAAUGUGGUGAGACUCUGUCUCUACUAAAAAUACAAAAAUUAGCCAAGCUAAUUAGCCGAGACGCACUCCUGUAAUCCCAGCUACUCGGGAGGCUGAGGCACUAGAAUCUAGCUUGAACCCAGAAGGUGGAGGUUGCAGUAAGCUGAGACCGUACCACUGUACUCCAGCCUGGGCGACAGAGCAAGACUCUGUCUCAAAAAAAAAAAACAAAAACCUUGUCUUCUAGGUCCUCCAGCAGCUUAAUCUAUAUGGAGGUAGGAGGUAGGAGCGGGUAGACGUGCAAUAAGAAUACUCUGAGAUAAUUGUUCAAAUGGAGAUUUGUCCAAGUGCUGUGGGAACAUGGGGAUCUCAGAGACAGGUUUUCAGCUAUUUCAGUAUUUCAGCUAAAAAACUUGAAGGAUGAUUUGGUAUUUGGUGGUGAGCAGGGCAUGGGGAAGGGAAGAGUUUUCUGAGACAACAUGUGAAAGGCAGGAGAUGGGAGAGAGAUCGUAGUGUUUCUUAGAGACCAUGUAGUAACAGUAUUGCUUCAGUGCUCACUGAAGACAGUGUCAGAAGCAAGUAGAGGGCAUUAGAUUCUGUGAUCUUCUAUGCUUUAUGUGAAGGAGUUAAAUUUUAUCCUAUACUUGUAGGGAUGCCAUUGAAAAAUUUGAGCAGUAGAGUGACAUGGUGUGAUUUCCAUAUUGGGAGGAUUGCUCUGGGUAAUGUAAAGGAGAGGCUGGAAUAGAGAGGGAUAAAGGCAGGGAGGCUGGUGAGUGGUGCUAGGAGAGGAACGGGAUCAGGUUUGUUGUAGUUGAGGGGAAUCGCAGUGAAUUGAGGUGGGAACCACUCUUAGAAGCCUAAGGUUAUGGGGCUGGGCAUGGUGGCUCACGCCUGUAAUCCUAGCACUUGGGAGGCCGAGGCGGAUGGAUCACAAGGUCAUGAAAUCUCCUGGCUAACACGGUGAAACCUGUCUCCACUAAAAAAAUACAAAAAAUUAGCCAGGCAUGGUGGCACGUGCCUGUAGUCCCAGCUACUUGGAAAGGAUAGUAAUGAUGACACUGAAGAUGUUUCACUGUUUGAUGCGGAAGAGGAGACGACUAAUAGACCAAGAAAAGCCAAAAUCAGACAUCCAGUAGCAUCGUUUUUCCACUUAUUCUUUCGAGUCAGUGCUAUCAUCGUCUAUCUUCUCUGUGAGUUGCUCAGCAGCAGCUUUAUUACCUGUAUGGUGACAAUUAUCUUGUUGUUGUCAUGUGACUUUUGGGCAGUGAAGAAUGUCACAGGUAGACUAAUGGUUGGCCUACGUUGGUGGAAUCACAUUGAUGAAGAUGGAAAGAGCCAUUGGGUAUUUGAAUCUAGAAAGGAGUCCUCUCAAGAGAAUAAAACGGUGUCAGAGGCUGAAUCAAGAAUCUUUUGGUUGGGACUUAUUGCCUGUCCAGUACUGUGGGUGAUAUUUGCCUUUAGUGCACUCUUCUCCUUCAGAGUAAAGUGGUUGGCGGUGGUUAUUAUGGGUGUGGUGCUACAAGGUGCCAACCUGUAUGGUUACAUCAGGUGUAAGGUGGGCAGCAGAAAGAAUUUAACCAGCAUGGCUACUUCAUAUUUUGGAAAGCAGUUUUUAAGACAAAACACUGGAGAUGAUCAGACGUCCUGAAUAGAGAAAGCUUAUGUGCUUUGUUACAUUGGGGAACAACUGCAACUGAAGAGAUUCUUGACUCAACCUUUUAGAGCUUAGUCCAUGUUGCAACGAGGAGUGUUGGCUUUGUUUUUCCACUUUUAAAAACUUUAUUUAUAAAAAGGAAAAGUAGUUUUCAUAUUAAGUUUUUAUUUCCUUUCCAGCAGUUGGGGCUAGAAAGUAUAUGUUGGCACUAGAAACAUUGUCAAGAUUUGUUCUGUGGUGUAGGUAUGCACAUUCCAUAGGUAUGCACACGCCGUGUAAUAUCAGUAUAUCCCGAGUUAAUGAAAGUGUUCAUUUACAUAGGUAAUGGAGACCUUUGCAUUUUGAUCCAUAGAACAUAGGAGGAUGUUCUUAGUCUGUCUCAAAGCUCUGUAUGUUUACAUAUUAUUUCUGUAGAUUGUUUUCAGGAGAAAGUUUUGCUUCCAUGGUAAGAGUGAGCACUUUGGCUUAUGUAUAAGUUAGAAAUAAUUGUUAGUUUUUAAUACGUACUUCAUGGGGAAAUUUCUUAGACGUAUGCAAGCAAGUGAAAACAAUUAGGGCCAGUGGUAUUAACUACUUUAUAAAAUUUUAUUUUUGUUUGUAAGAAGUCAUCUACUUAAGGCCCAGUUAAUAUAAGUGGAAUCAUCAUAGUUUAAGGAAUACCCAGAGAUUGCUGCUGUUCUAUUUAUUUUACAGAAAGGAUAGCUAGAUUGAAAGCUCUUCAGUGGACCUUGAGCUAAUAGAUCUUUUACCACUAAAAGAGCAUUAUUCUCAUGUCAUAAUGAGAAUAAUAAUUUACAUACUUGGCAUAAUAAAUGCCUAAAAGACAUUUUAUUUUCUGAAUCUAUUUUUUUCUUGCUAUAAUGGGGAUAUUGUAAAUUAUGCAUUUGUAUUAAUGGUAUUUCUUAAAGCAAUCUAUGUAACUGUAAAUUAAACCAAUCUACAAACUAUUGUAGGCAUCUGUAAAUUCUGUUGUAGGUAUUAUACACUUUGUUGAAGCCUUAAUCAGCAGAUUAUGUUGUGAAUAUAUUUGUACAUUGUUAAAAUAGUUUUUAAGAUUAUUUGUUUAAUUGAAUAAGUGUCUUAUUGGAGUGAUAGCUUUGAAGGUGCAAAACUUUAUAUUUGUAUAAAAUUACACUAUUUACAAGGCA